CUACAAAGCGACGAAGGUCACGGCGCGAGCAGGCGCGCGCCGCCGCCCCGCGUCCGGCAUUCGGCGUUUGGUUCCGCCGCCGCCCGGAGCCUGCGCGUGGAGCCAUGGAAGGAGUGAGCGCGCUGCUGGCCCGCUGCCCCACGGCGGGCCUGGCCGGCGGCCUGGGAGUCACCGCUUGCGCCGCGGCUGGCGUGCUGCUCUACCGGAUCGCGCGGAGGACGAAACCAACGCACACAAUGGUCAACUGCUGGUUCUGCAACCAGGACACAGUGGUGCCAUACGGGAACCGCAACUGCUGGGACUGUCCCCACUGCGAGCAGUACAACGGCUUCCAGGAGAAUGGCGACUACAACAAGCCGAUCCCCGCCCAGUACCUGGAGCACCUGAACCACGUGGUGAGCAGCGCGCCCAGCCCCUGUGCCCCCACACAGCCCCAGCAGUGGGUGAGCAGUCAGGUGCUGCUAUGUCGCAGGUGCAGCCACCACCAGACCACCAAGAUCAGGCAGCUGGCCGCCUUCGCGCCGCGCGACGAGGCCAGGUACGAUGAGGAGAUCGAGGUGUACCGGCAUCACCUGGAGCAGAUGUACAAGCUGUGCCGGCCGUGCCAGGCGGCCGUCGAGCACUAUAUCAAGCACCAGAACCGCCAGCUGCGCGCCCUGCUGCUCAGCCACCAGUUCAAGCGCCGGGAGGCGGAGCAGAGCCACACACAGAGCAUCUGCUCGUCCGCGGUGAAGGCCCCGGUCCAGGUCAUCGUGCUUCGCGCCCUCACCUUCCUGCUGUGUGCCUUCCUGCUGGCCACCGCGCUGUACGGCACGAGUGAUCCCUUCGCCCCGGGGGUCACCCUGCCCCCAGCUUUGCCACCUGGUGGCAAUGGCUCCACCGCUCCUGACAACGGCACUGCCCCUGGGGCUGAGGGCUGGCGGCAGCUGCUGGGCCUGCUGCCAGAGCACACGACAGAGAAGCUGCGCGCGGCCUGGGCCUUUGGGCAGAGCCACCAGACGGGCGUCGUAGCUCUGGGCCUGCUCACCUGCCUGUUGGCCAUGCUGCUGGCCGGCCGUAUCAGGCUGCGGAGGAUUGACGCCUUCUCCACCUGCCUGUGGGCCCUGCUGCUGGGGCUGCACCUGGCCGAGCAGUACCUGCAGGCUGCCUCGCCCAGCUGGCUGGACACGCUCAAAUUCAGCACCAUGUCCCUGUGCUGCCUGGUGGGCUUCACGGCAGCCGUGGCCACGAGGAAGACGACGGGCCCACGGAGGUUCCGGCCCCGAAGGUACUUCCCAGGAGACUCUGCUGGCCUUUUUCCCUCUUGCCCCAGCCUGGCCAUGUCCUGCCCGAGUGUCACAGGCUCUUCACCAUCUCUGUUCAUCCCCACCCCGCCCGGCUUCCUGCCACUCGCCAACCAGCAGCUGUUCCGGUCUCCCCGACGGGCCUCGCCCUCCUCGCUGCCAGGCCGCCUCAGCCGGGCCCUCUCGCUGGGAACCAUACCGUCUCUGACCCGAGCAGACUCAGGCUAUCUGUUCAGUGGGAGCCGCCCACCAUCUCAGGUGUCUCGAUCUAGGGAGGUUCCUGUUUCAGAUUACUUCUCCCUGCUGUCGAGGCACUGCCCCUCGCCGCGCCCCUCCCCCGCGCCGUCCGUGGCCGGCUCCCUGGCCGGCUCCGUGGCCUCCAGCUCCGGCGCCCUGCACCACCGCAGGCCCCUCAUCAGCCCCGCCCGGCUCAACCUGAAGGGGCGGAAGCUGCUGCUGUUCCCGUCGCCCCCCAGGGAGGCCCCCAGCACCCCCAGCAGCUCGGACGAACUCUUGCCCCAGCACAGCAGCCUCUUCACCACCGAGCCCCCCCAGGUCCCGCAGAGGCAGCCGGCGCAGGACACGAGGCACACUGUGGACAUGAGGUCAAUGCCGGAAAGAAGCAGCGCCUGCAGCCGCCGCUCCAUCAAGAAAGAGGACGACUCGUCCCAGUCGUCUACCUGUGGGGUGGACACCACGACCAGAGGGUGCUCAGACGAGCCCGCCGCCUGGAGAGGUCGUUUUGGCCCCUCCCUGGUCCGGGGCCUCCUGGCUGUGAGCUUGACUGCCAACGCCUUCUUCACGUCGGCCUACCUGUACCAGAAUCUGCGCUGACCGGCGGUCCUCAGCCUCCUGCACCCAGAGUCCCAUAGGGUGCGCCCAGGUGCAUGCUUCUGCCACCACUGCCGGCCUCAGAGCCCUCGCCGAGGGGCUGCCGCCUCCACCCUCUUCUCCAGGGUCCGUGACCCGCCAGGUCGAGUCCUGUCAUCAGGACACCUUCUCCUCACCCGGCAGACUGCUGGGCCGAGUGUGGUCUCAGACCGCCCUUCUCCUUGGCUGACAUCACUUGUGUUUGGUGCUGUCCCGAUGCCCGGGAUCUCCAAGGGGCUGCACAGCGCUGGGGCCCCCUCCCCGUGGUCCAGCCCUGCCUGGCAGGAAACCCCUACUACUGUAACUGCAGCAGGAGCCACCUGCCUCCUGACCCCAAGCCGGGGGCUGUGAUCACAUCUUCGUACUGUACUCCCCUGUCCCACCGGGCCACCUCAGGGUCCCUGGGGGAGGCAGGAGGGAUGGUCCCUGUAUCACCUGUUCUCGACUCCACCGGGAAAAGGAAUCCUCCCCUGGGCACACCCCCUUGAGAAUGGGUAUCCUCUGCCCCGUUCUUACCCCUUCCUGUUGGCUCCAGGCCAGGCCUGCCCUCUGGCUCUUCAGGUGGACUGGUAGAUGCCCGGAGUUCUCAGUCCAGAUCUCAGAAUUCCUGGGUCUCAGGGGCCCAGCGGGGCCUUCAGGACUAGCAUAAGCACCUCCUCCCAUCCAUGCUCCCCUCUGCCCAAGUGCACCCCUUUUAUUACCUCUGGUGACCUUUUUAGGCAGCAACCUUGUUAACCCUGCAAACACGACCCAGGGUUUCUGGGCCUGCUUCUCCAGGCCCCAUGCUGCCCCCAAGACCUUGCUGGCCCCUCAGCCCGCAAGUCACGUGAGACUGAACCCCCGCUCCUCUCAGCACUGAGACCCCACUCACCUCCCUUUCAUUCUGCUGUUGCUGUGGGCUGAGUGUGACCUCUUGUCUUCGGGUCACUUUGACUGGCUUUCUUUCCUGUGCCACUGCCCUUCUGACCGCUGUCCAACCGCUACUGCAGGUUUGCCCUCCCCACCCCUGCCCUGGUGCUGCCCCGAGAGGAGGUAGGGGGAGCCUCAGUCUGGCACAGGGGUCCCCACAGUGCCGUGAGGAAUGAGAGACUGCGUGUGCCUGUAGAUGUCAGAACCCCCCAGCCCCCACUGCCCUGGGCCUUGGACACAGGUACGGGGCAGUGUGUAUACGAGUGUGUGUGUGUGUGUGUGAGUGCACGUGUCUGUGCCACUUGGGGAGGAAUUGGCUGCCUCGGUGAAUUCUGAGACAUGCUGGGGGGGAAGGUCAUGAGGGCAGGAGGAAGGGUCUUCACUAUCAUUCAGGGAUAAAGUUUAAUUUUAUUUUUCUACACAUUUUCGCCAGGUAAGGCAUUUUGCUGAUAAGCAGGAUGCCCCCAAUUCUCCCUGCCAGGGAGGUUUAGUUUUUUUAAGCUUUGGGUGCUUUUUUAGUAAUUUUUUUUUGCCAUGUGGGGAAAGAGAUUGCUCUGACUUCCCCCUCUCUCCUUUUCCCCCCACUCCUGUCCUGAGAGCUACUGUUUCCUAUCCUGUCACGCGCCCCCCCACCCAGAACAUGGAGAAUUAGAGGCCAGGGACUGCACCAGGACCCUGAGUCCAACUGCCAGACGUGGUUCCAACUCGGAGGCGGUGUCUCUUGGCCCCCAUUUGUAUGGUGGGCAUGUCUGUCGAUUUUUAAUUUUAGUUUUUGCCUAACAAAGCCAAACUCCAUUCCCAAAUACAGUUCUCUCUGAGGAAGCCCCGACAGCCCACUCCUCUCCCCCCUCAAGGCUUGGGCCAGCCUGGCCCCUCUUGCCCGGGACCAGCGGGAGAGGCCGGGUGGGGAGGGAUUUGCUUAUGUUUUCUUUCAAACAAAAAACACAACCUUAUUUUUCUUUACAAAAGCAAAAAAAAAAAGAAA
Rhinolophus ferrumequinum (greater horseshoe bat) is the source of this 4047-nucleotide messenger RNA. It is a transcript of the gene TMEM201, whose product is annotated as transmembrane protein 201. The transcript is spliced from 11 exons. The record is from RefSeq and is a predicted model, not a curated record. The coding region runs from base 105 to 2117 and encodes 670 amino acids. Gene Ontology annotation, cellular component: nuclear inner membrane. Gene Ontology annotation, biological process: nuclear migration along microtubule. NCBI's taxonomy places the organism in Eukaryota, Metazoa, Chordata, Mammalia, Chiroptera, Rhinolophidae. Gene Ontology annotation, molecular function: lamin binding; actin filament binding.